Messenger RNA from Pimephales promelas (fathead minnow), 3199 nucleotides. RefSeq names its product mahogunin, ring finger 1a (gene mgrn1a). Gene Ontology annotation, biological process: protein ubiquitination; negative regulation of G protein-coupled receptor signaling pathway; endosome to lysosome transport. Gene Ontology annotation, molecular function: ubiquitin protein ligase activity. Gene Ontology annotation, cellular component: cytoplasm; nucleus; early endosome. The record is from RefSeq and is a predicted model, not a curated record. Lineage: Eukaryota; Metazoa; Chordata; Actinopteri; Cypriniformes; Leuciscidae.
AUGAAUGACGCUCCCGUCCGAGCUAUGCCACUACUUUCCCAAAUAUGGUAAACCUUCCAACACCAAUUAAAUCUCUUGCAUCUUAAUAUAAGUCCAUCUGAUGUACUUUAGCACAGUACUGUUUAUAGUAAGCUGUUAUAUGACGUAGCUUUUACUUUUAAUAACAAUGCGUGACCGCUUGACAAAAUUAUAUGCUUUGACUGAAAAAAAAAAUGAAAAAAAACCCCGCAUCUUUAACACAAAUACAUAAUAAACUAAUACAUAAUCAAUCUCGCUCCAUCCCUAAAAUAAGUUUAGGUGUUAUAAAAUUUUAGACAAAAGGUGAAAUUACCAUUUGCAGCUGGCAUUUGAAAUUAAAACCUAUCACGUGAAUCAAAAACAUAACUCAGCGUAAUGUGUAUGUCCUUAACAGUAAAUUAAAAGGGCAUUAGUGUCGAAUUAAUGUUUCUUUUGUGGCGUGCAUCGACCAUGGCUGAGAUUACGAUGGACGGUAGACAGGUACAACAUAUCCCAAUAUCCUUUGCUCUCAGGAAAAUCCCAUCUCGCGAGAAUUUGGGAUCUUCAAAACACAUUUUUUUUCCUUGAGUCUUGUUUUUGUUUUUAUUUUGUUCACCGUCGAAACUGACGUCGAUAAUUUCACGUCUACUAGUGAGUUAACGGAUUUUACAUAAGUCAGUCUGGCUUAUCAGAAGAGCUAGAACGUAAAUACGGAAGUUGACAUCUUUUGUUCGCAGCUCUUUUUAUCGCCAGAGAUGGGAAUGUUUCCAUAGCGGAGGAAGCAAACGGGAAGCUAACUGUCCACAUAAACUUUAUUUUAAAUACAUAUAUCAGUCUUCAACAGUCAUUUACACUUAAACAUGGGUUCAAUACUGAGUCGAAGGAUUGCUGGCGUUGAAGACAUCGAUAUUCAAGCCAAUUCAGCGUACAGAUAUCCCCCCAAAUCAGGAAAUUAUUUUACCAGUCAUUUUUUCAUGGGUGGAGAAAAGUUUGACACACCCCAUCCAGAGGGAUAUCUUUUUGGGGAAAAUAUGGAUUUGAAUUUCCUUGGCAACAGACCUGUGCAGUUUCCCUAUGUGACACCAGCACCGCAUGAGCCUGUCAAGACGCUGAGGAGUUUGGUGAACAUCAGGAAGGAUUCAUUACGACUUGUCAGGUAUAAGGAUGAUUCGGACAGCACGCCAGAGGACACAGGCGAUCCAAAGGUCCUUUACAGUGUUGAAUUCUGCUUUGAUACUGAUGCCAGAGUGGCUAUUACAUUAUACUGUCAAGCCUUUGAGGAGUUUGCCAAUGGGAUGGCAAUAUACAGCCCCAAGAGCCCUUCAAUGGUGUCUGAGACGGUCCAUUACAAAAGAGGGAUUAAUCAGCAAUUUUGUCUGCCAUCCUUCAAGAUUGAUUUCACCAAAUGGAAGCCUGAAGAGCUGAACUUUGAUCUGGACAAAGGCGUUUUCCCUUUGGUGAUCCAAGCAAUAGUGGAUGAUGGAGAUGAUGUUACCGGGCAUGCACAUGUUCUUUUGGCAGCUUUUGAAAGGCAUGUUGAUGGCAGUUUCUCAGUGAAACCUUUGAAACAGAAGCAAAUCGUGGACCGUGUGAGCUAUCUGCUGCAGGAGAUUUACGGCAUUGAAAACCGCAACAAUCUGGAGACGAAGUCAACAGAGGAUGAGAACAGCGACAACAGCAGCGAGUGUGUGGUUUGUUUAUCAGACCUGCGUGACACACUGAUUCUCCCUUGCAGGCACCUGUGUCUGUGCAAUGCCUGUGCUGACACACUGCGUUACCAGGCCAACAACUGCCCUAUCUGCAGACUGCCAUUCAGAGCCCUGCUCCAGAUCCGAGCCGUGAGGAAGAAAACAGCCGCCUCUCUUUCCCCGGUUUCCUUUAGCCCAGUGCUGUCCCAAAGCUCUGACCAUACUGAGCAUUCGUCUCAGAAUGCCGACAACAUCCCUCCCGGGUACGAGCCCAUCUCCCUGCUUGAAGCCCUAAACGGGGUGCAACCCAUGUCCCCUUCAAUCCCAUCAGCACCUCUCUACGAGGAGAUCCAAUUUUCGGGGGAGAUGGGAGAUCCCCUCAACCUGACUGGGCGACAGCAAAACGCAGAUCCCGCAUCAAUGAAGGGCAAAGGUAGCAAGUCACCAGACGGGUCUACACGUUCUCCCUCAUCCCCCAUACAGGAGGAGGAAGAUGAGGAGAGAAUGUCAGAACUCUCUGAUACCCAACCUCCUUCUGUUCUGCCUUGCAGUCUCAGUCCCACUGAGGCCACUGCAGAGGGUGUGUCCAACAAUCCUGGUUUCCCAAAUUCAGGUUCAGACAGCAGAUCACUGAGUGUGUCUGUGAGUGAAAUUCUGCAGGACUGCCACAGCGAGCGCAGCAGCCUGAGCCGGACAGAAAGUGACCCCUCAGCAGAUCUGGCCUUGCCUGCGUCUGAGUCAUGGUCCACUGCUGUAGAGGAAUGUUGACUCUGGGUCAUCAGAGUCCAUAGAGAGUCUGAAGAGUCAGAGCACCAGCAGCUCCAGUCAGCCUCUGCUCUGCCUCCCCAGCACCCUCCGCAUGGAAGAUGAGCAUCUCGCUUCAUAAACGCUUCAUCUACCCGCUGUCUCAACCUCCACCACGCUAUUCAAUCUGUUCCCAAUCCAAGACACUAAUUCAGAUGAUUACUUCUUAUCACAAUCAAAGUCUUAUAGAGUCCAAGACAUUUCUCUGUGAAGUAGAAACAUUACACAUGAGUUUAACGCACUAGCUUCUAGAAAACUUUAUAAAGAAAAGACGUUUAUAGGACCGUCAUAGCAUUUGCCUUGAGAGUACAAAACUUUUGAAUGGUUCAAUUUCCUUUAAUGGAUGCACAGCUUUCUUGAAGUGCAGCUUCAUGGUGUUUUAUGACUGUACUUGAUACGUUUUCUGUAAUCAGCAAAUGAACACUAAGUGCAUCAGUUACCAUCUAUGUCUGUAUCUUAUAUAUUUGUUUUGUGCCUUACAGUACUGUGUUGGCUGUCCUUUCGUCCUCCCGUCGAAACAUACAAAGUGGGAAGCUGUAGCACUUUUUGAAGCUUUAAUGAGUAGUUUAUAGAGGGAUCUGCCAUCAUUUACAGUGACAUAUCUGAUGCUUUUUAGUGAAUUCACUGCUGCUUAUCUAUGUCAGGCACCUUUAAAAGUUAUGUAUAUUUGUAUGUAGUAAAAUGUUUUAUCAUAAAGUGUUGUGCACUAA